AUGGCCGGCAUGAAAUUCCUCUCAGUGCUACUUGCGUCUGCUGGGCUGGCGCAGGGUAAAUACAUUGUACCAGGGGCCCGUUGGCGCGAUACCAAAGGCGAGCUGGUCAACGCCCACGCCGGCGGCGUCACCAUCGACCAUGAGACGGGCAAGUUCUGGUGGUUCGGCGAGUACAAGAUCGAGGGCCAGGAGGAAGGCGGCGGCGUGUCGGUGUACAGCUCCGACGACCUAGCGACCUGGGAGCCGCACGGCCUGGCCCUGGCCCCAAUCGAAGACCAUCCGUACAUAUCGCCCGAGCACAUCAUCCAGCGGCCCAAGGUCGUCUACUCCAACGCGACGGGCAACUACCACAUGUGGUGGCACGCCGACAACUCGACCUACGGCUGGCUGCUGCAGGGGUUCGCCACGUCGCCAAACAUCUCGGGCCCCUACACGUUCGUGGACGCCAUGGCGCCGCUCGGGAACUGGAGCCAGGACUUUGGCAUCUUCACCGACUACAAGGACGGCAGGUCCUACUCGCUCUACUCCAACGGCGACCGCAGGGAUGCGAGGGACAACUAUAUUACCAGGUUCAACGAGGAGAUUACGGACCUGGAGGAGGUCGUGUACCGCUUUCACAAGUACGACCUCGAGGCUCCCAACAUUGUGCAGACUGACAAGUCGUACUACAUCCUCAUGAGCCACAAGACGGGAUACCGUCCCAACGAUGUUGUUGCGAUGCGUGCCGAUAGCCUUUCUGGACCUUGGUCGCAGCCUUUCACGAUUGCACCGAGGGGAACAAGGACAUAUAGCUCACAGUCUGGCAAUAAUCUCCGUAUCGUGGGGACGGAGCAGACCACAUAUCUCUAUAUCGGUGACCAAUGGGAUCUCAACUCCCUUUGGGAAAGCCGAUACAUCUGGCUCCCGCUCGAGAUCGACGACGAGAAAAAUACGCUAUCCGCAGUCUGGCACGACGUGUACGACCUCGACGUCAAGACGGGCCGCUGGCACCCGAUCGAGGGCAAGACCUACUACAGCAGCGACGCGACGGUGGCAGGGAAUGCAUUCCGGCAAGAGGCCAACUUUGCGUCGAGCGGCGCCAUCGUGACGGGCAUCUACGGCAACGACAGCUCCGUGACGUUUUCCGGGAUCGAGGGCACCGGAAAGCCGCAGUGGGUGUCGUUCAUCUACCAAAACACCGACGACAUGGACUUUGGCAACCAGCCUGGCGGCACGCCCGACCGUAUCGGCGGGUCGUGGCAGCUGAGGAGGAUCAGCAGCGUCGUCGUCAACGGGGACGAGGAUCAUGUCGAGUCGCUCUACCAGAGGGACACGAUGAAGGGCGUUCUGGGGAGCGCGCCGCUGUUGUUGACGUUGGAGGAGGGCGCAAAUAACACCAUCACUAUUGGAGGGCUGAGCAAUGGGUUUGACUUUAGGGGGGCUGAUAUUGACAGGAUUGUCGUCUACCCACCGGAGGAAUAG
Molecule: messenger RNA, 1461 nt
Organism: Pyricularia grisea
Lineage: Eukaryota; Fungi; Ascomycota; Sordariomycetes; Magnaporthales; Pyriculariaceae
Exons: 4
Coding region: 1-1461 (486 amino acids)
Biological process (GO): carbohydrate metabolic process
Molecular function (GO): hydrolase activity, hydrolyzing O-glycosyl compounds
Source: RefSeq, a predicted model, not a curated record